Molecule: messenger RNA, 672 nt
Organism: Nerophis lumbriciformis (worm pipefish)
Lineage: Eukaryota; Metazoa; Chordata; Actinopteri; Syngnathiformes; Syngnathidae
Source: RefSeq, a predicted model, not a curated record
GGCACAGAGACCAGGACUUUAAGAUCCAGAUCAAGCUCUCGUCCGGACAUCAGACUUGACUGCGGAAGUACUUCAACUUGGACAUCAUAGGACACAGAUUUAACCAUGAUCAGGACUUUCCUCCUUCUGCUUCUGCUUGUCGGAAGCAACAGUCGCGUUUUAAACAAACGUGAAUCAGGUGAGUCAGAAGAGGGGUCUGGUGAUGAAGCAAGCCGCCCAAGGCAUAACACCGCCUCAACGGAGACGACCAUAUACACCACCACCCCAGGGACGACCUCAUACACCCACGACGCAGAGACGACCCCAUACACCUCCACCAUAGAGACGACCACAGAGACGACCACAGACACCACGCUCUUUUACAGCCAUCCAUACACCCACACCUCAGACACGACCCAAUACACCCACACCUCAGAGACGACCCAAUACACCCACACCUCAGGGACGACCACAUACACCACGACCCCAUACACCUCCACCCCAGAGACGACCACCACCAAAGUGAAGCCCCACUACCACCAUCACCACCAUUACUACUACUACCACCACCACCCCUCUCACAACUCCAGUGCACACCACCACCACCACCACCACUACCACCCCUUCCGCAACUCCAGUGCACACCACCACCACCACCACCAUCACCACCACCACCACCACCAUCGUAGAUAG